UAGGAGGGAGGACACACAAACUCUGACGUGUCCUCAAGUUCAAUGGCCACUCCCCCCGAUUCCAGUCUUUGAGAUUUGCUAGGACGGAUAAGUGGAUAAGUGAGAUAAGUGGGGGUGGGUAGGGUGUGGAAGUGUCUGGACGGCCCGACGGGCUCGCUGGACGAUGAUUUCGACCAUGAAACACGCAUCCCAAGCAUAAAGCGAGUGUAUAGAAUAGAGAGAGAGCUGCUGUGAGAGAGUCAUGUCGAAUGCUGCGAGCACCGUCGCUCACUUGACUCCUCCAACUCCAACCUCCCUCCCGACUGUUAAUACUUGGUCCUCUGCUGCUGCCUCCUUGCUCCAUUGUUAGGACAGUCCGCCACGCAGCAGCCACCACAACGCCAUCACCACCACCAGUCGCCAUUUUCUCCAGCUCGACGACACAAAAUUCGCCUACCUCCGUCUCUCUCUCACUCCACCUUUACACUUGACCCGCACGCAGCAGAUAAGCAGUGACGACGAGGUCAGACGGUUUGGAUACACAGAGAAGGACCAUAGUCAAGAUUGAGAAGACACGACCCGACCGGGUGGGAUCGACCAAGAUGGGAUCCGCCCAACUUUUCUCUCUCCGAUGGAACAAUUACUCACACCACAUCACAAAUGCCCUUGAUGACCUACGGGCGGAAGACGAACUUACUGAUGUCACCCUCUGCGCCGAGGGCAACAAAAUACGAGCUCACAAAUUACUUCUUAGCGCUUGCUCCACAUUCUUCAGAGAAACAUUUCGGGAGAACCCAUGCCAGCACCCUGUGAUAAUACUGAAAGGUGUGAGUUUCACCGACCUUCAGGCCGUGGUUACGUUCAUGUACAAUGGCCAAGUCAACGUGACUCAGGAACGGCUCUCUUGCUUUCUCCAGACUGCAGAAAUGUUACAAAUUAAAGGACUCACCGACAUGAAUGACAACAAACAUGACAACCACGAACUGGAUGUCCCUUUGCGUGGUGUGGGCGGUCACGUCAACAGUAACCAUACGUCAUCCAAGAAGAGAAUGAACAAUGUCGAUUCUCGAUUACAUGCUUUUCCUGAAACACUGCAACAACAACAACAACAGCAACGACCUCCCACCCCCAAACGAAGAAAGUUCAUUCCUUCUGCUCCGUCGGCUGGGCAGGGUGACACGAAUGCGGCCGGAAACGCUUACAACAAUUCUCCAGGACCUAGUGGACCAAGUGCAGCAGUGAAUAACAACUCUGGAGGAGGGGGAGAAGGGACUGAUGUUGUUACUGCGGCUACUGCUGCUGGUCAGACUGCUCUUCAAUCUGCCAUAACUAAUACAGACUCAAACUCGGCAGACGACGACUAUGAUGGUGGUGUCGACGGAUCUGCGGUUGGACUGGCUGGAAUGCUCAAAUAUGAACACGACCUUCAGGACGAUGGGGACGGCGGAGACGGCCUCCUUGGAGAUGACGAGGACGAAUAUCGAAAUAACUUGUCCGAAGAUGGUGACAAUUCCAUGCUAGAUUAUACGAAUAUGGAGCAAGGUGCUAUCGAUUCAGACAUAGGCGGAGGUACUAUGGGGCCUUCUGUCCUUGGCUAUGAGGGCUCCUCCCCCACGGCUGCAGAAGAAGAGGGAGAAGAAGUCAUGAUCCUCCAGGGGGCUGCCGGGUACGACGUUGUGGCCUACAAUAAUGAGUCCGACGACGUCAUGCCCAUUCUCUCACCAUCCAUUUCACUCACGUCCUCCUCCUCCUCCUCCAACCAACCACAUCAUCUCAAGGUGGGAGGAAGCCACCAUCAUGGUCAUCACGAAAACAAGGUCACCAUUCGACCCAUCCUCAACAAAGCAACCCACUCCUCGUCCCCCUCCUCCUCUUCCGCUUCGUCGCAACAACAACCCAUCCCUAUUCUCACCUCCACCUCCCACAUCAACAUUCUACGCAGGAAGCGCCCACUCUUCGACGACCCCGCCGAAUUGGUGAACCCACUCGCCGCUCUUGAUAACAAUGCUGCAUCCAGUUCUCGUGCCUCCUCCAAAGCCAUCUCUCCCUUUGUGGGAGAGGCCAUGAUGGACCAAGAGACUGGGGAAAUCAUGUUCCCGUGCUUAGUGUGUGACAAAAAGUACAAACUCAGGUCAUCACUCGAGUCACAUGUCAAAGUGCACGAGGGGACGGAAAACACGUGCCCCAUUUGUUUUCAAACUAUGUCACGUCAAAGAGACCUAAAGCGGCACGUGGCGACCGUGCAUCGAGGCCUGUUGAUGGCAGACGGAAGCAUCACGUACCCUCCAGACAUCGACCAACUUGUACCCAUGAGGGCAAGGAAGGGGAGGACGAGGCGGUCCGACGGGAUGGUUGCGUGGGCGGAACAGGAUCCAAAUAACAGCAGCGACUACUACACGAUGGGAGAUGUCGUCAUCAAGCCAGAGACUAGUUAAGCUGAGAAUGAUUCCGGUUAGAUCGUACAUCCGUUACUACUGCUGAUAUCAGUACAUCAGUACAUCACAAUAGAUGCUGAGUUAACUGUUAAGUGGAGUAAAAAUGUAUCCUAAUGUUAGGAAGAAGAACAUUUCACACUUGUUAUCAUAAUAAGUAGUAAUAGUUCAUAUAAUGACAUAAAUCAUAUAAAUAUGUCGAUCGUGUCGUCGUCAUUGGUAGUCUCAGCAUCAUGAUAUCGCCAUCAAGUCAGAGUUGGGUCUAUCUACUUUAUUUUAGAAACAAAAAUCUACUCGUCCUUCUGUCACGCCCAAAGCUUGCUUGCUGCAUACACAUAUAUUUAUCUGCAUUAAUUAAUGUCUAUGUAUUGGGAAUGGUGAGCACUGAUAGAUCUCACAUAAAUUAAACCUCUAUAUAUAUAUAUUUAUUUGUAAACAACAGUCUAAUCAAUUAAUGUCCGUACUAGUAUUAUUAUAUCUGCUCUUUAUCUAGCUUUGCAUUGUUGUUGUUAAAAAAUAAACCAAAUUUUUGUGAAAUGUA
This is a messenger RNA of Folsomia candida, 2952 nucleotides long. Its product is annotated as protein tramtrack, beta isoform. Gene Ontology annotation, molecular function: protein binding. The coding region runs from base 582 to 2414 and encodes 610 amino acids. Gene Ontology annotation, cellular component: nucleus. The record is from RefSeq and is a predicted model, not a curated record. Gene Ontology annotation, biological process: regulation of transcription by RNA polymerase II. NCBI's taxonomy places the organism in Eukaryota, Metazoa, Arthropoda, Collembola, Entomobryomorpha, Isotomidae. The transcript has 6 exons.